Molecule: messenger RNA, 603 nt
Organism: Colletotrichum tamarilloi
Lineage: Eukaryota; Fungi; Ascomycota; Sordariomycetes; Glomerellales; Glomerellaceae
Exons: 3
Coding region: 1-603 (200 amino acids)
Source: RefSeq, a predicted model, not a curated record
AUGGAGAUGGAGGAUCGUGAAUCGGCAGGUACCGACUAUGUCUUGGCGAUGCUGGACGCGCUCCUUCUGGCAGCCUGGUCUCUCCCAUUGGAUGACUCGGAUCAUCUUGGCCAAGGUCUGAAAUACACGACAGGCAUAUCGGGAGCACCCGUUCAGCAUGCGAUUCUCUUACUUCGUAAAACAGAGCGUUACGGUGAUGAUGCUGUGGGCACGCGGACUUUCUCGCCGGAGAAGGCCGAGAGCCGGACGCGAUGGAAUGGCCCCAACACCGGGCCGGGGCCGGAGUGGGGUUUACCAAGUCGGCCCCCAAGAUACCUAAUUCAGAAAACGCAGUGUGAGGGAUGUAGAACGAGGCGACUUCAUGCAUUGCUAGAUGACGGCGAGUUUCUCUCGGCUCCUCCAAAGGGUCAAAACACUACGCUCACGCGUUCGCCCGGGCGAAUCUCCAGGGACUCUUCAGUGAGAAGAGCUGCCAAUGAGGGCCAUUCCAGCAAUAAGGCAUUUGCCCUCGAACUAGAUCCAGGCGCACCAACCAUGGAGCGGUAUAUCUCCAAGCCUGGAGCUACUGCAACGCCCGCUCCUCAAGCCACCAUUUGGCCCUAG